Molecule: messenger RNA, 749 nt
Organism: Sphaeramia orbicularis (orbiculate cardinalfish)
Lineage: Eukaryota; Metazoa; Chordata; Actinopteri; Kurtiformes; Apogonidae
Product: trypsin-2
Exons: 6
Coding region: 4-735 (243 amino acids)
Biological process (GO): proteolysis
Molecular function (GO): serine-type endopeptidase activity
Source: RefSeq, a predicted model, not a curated record
ACCAUGAGGUCUCUGGUCUUCGUUCUGCUCAUCGGAGCUGCUUUUGCCACGGAGGACGACAAGAUCGUCGGAGGGUAUGAGUGCAAGCCCUACUCCCAGCCCCAUCAGGUGUCUCUGAACUCUGGGUACCACUUCUGCGGUGGCUCCCUGGUCAACGAGAACUGGGUUGUGUCUGCUGCUCACUGCUACAAGUCCCGUGUUGAGGUGCGUCUCGGAGAGCACAACAUCAGGGUCACCGAGGGAAAGGAGCAGUUCAUCUCUUCCUCCCGUGUCAUCCGUCACCCCAACUACACCUCCUACAACAUCAACAAUGACAUCAUGCUGAUCAAGCUGAGCAAGCCCGCCACCCUGAACCAGUAUGUGCAGCCUGUGGCUCUGCCCACCAGCUGUGCCCCCGCUGGCACCAUGUGCCUGGUCUCUGGAUGGGGCAACACCAUGAGCUCCAGUGAGUACCAUCUGAACAAGCUGCAGUGCCUGAACAUCCCCAUCCUGUCUGAUGAGGACUGUGAUAACUCCUACCCUGGAAUGAUCACCAACGCCAUGUUCUGCGCUGGAUACCUGGAGGGAGGCAAGGACUCCUGCCAGGGUGACUCUGGCGGCCCCGUCGUGUGCAACGGUGAGCUGCAGGGUGUUGUGUCCUGGGGCUACGGAUGUGCUGAGAAGGACCACCCCGGUGUCUACGCCAAGGUCUGCAUCUUCAACGACUGGCUGGAGCGCACCAUGGCCAGCUAUUAAGUUUGAUCCUGUCC